ACCCUGGUCGUAAUCUUGUGACCUCAAAAUCUCAGCGCACACUCAAACACACUACAGUACACACACUUCCUCAGUCCAAAAGACCCAAACCAAGCGAACCAAAAAUCAAGCAAACACAUACCUUCCGAUGUUGUCAUCGCCCAUACUUGUCUCCCUCACUUUCUUCAUUUCCCUCCCUCUCGUCCUACUCUUCUCCCCACAAUUCCUCACCACCUCUUACCUCCCCUUCACCUCCGACACUCACGACCACACCCUCUUCCGCCGCGCCAGCGUCACCGCUGCUCACACCACCACCACCACCACAAACAACCCCAAAAUUGCCUUCCUCUUCCUCACAAACUCCAACCUCUCCUUUGCCCCCCUGUGGGAGAAAUUCUUCUCCGGCCAUCGCCAUCUCUUCAACAUCUACAUCCACGCGGACCCGUCCUCCACCGUCGCCGAUCCUGGCGGCGUCUUUCGACGCCGCUUCAUCCCUUCCAAGAAAACCAACCGCGCCUCACCUUCCCUCAUAUCUGCCGCCCGCCGCCUCUUGGCAUCCGCCCUCAUCGACGAUCCCCACAACCAAUAUUUCGCCCUCGUCUCCCAACACUGUGUUCCUCUAUUGUCGUUUCGAUUCGUUUACAGUUACUUAUUUUGCAACUCAAUCCACUCCAGUUUCAUAGAGAUACUCUCCAACGAGACCAACCUGUAUGACAGGUAUGUAGCUCGUGGAGAAAACGCCAUGCUGCCGGAAGUGCCGUACGAGGAGUUCCGGGUCGGGUCACAGUUCUUUGUCCUGACCCGGAAGCAUGCGGGGGUUGUGGUGAGGGACAGGAAGCUGUGGAGGAAGUUCCGGCUUCCAUGCGUGACAGAGGAACCGUGUUACCCAGAGGAGCACUACUUUCCGACGCUGCUGUCCAUGGAGGACAGGAAGGGGUGCACCGGAUUCACACUCACAAGGGUUAAUUGGACCGGUUGCUGGGACGGGCAUCCUCAUCUGUAUACGCCGUCGGAGGUUUCGCCGGGGCUCAUUCGCCGGCUAAGAGUGUCAAAUUCGAGCUACCCGUUCCUCUUCGCGAGAAAGUUCUCGCCGGAGUGUCUCGCGCCGCUUAUGGAAAUCGCUGAUGAUGUCAUUUUCCGGGACUGAAUUGACAUCGGACAAUCAAUACCAGCCUUAGCCACCUAAAGCGUGUGAACAGAUAGGAUGUCCAUAUUUCAAAGCAAAUUGGUUCCCUUUUACUCAGUUAUUUACCUUUUCUUUCUUUCCUUUAGUUUUCUUUCUUUUAUUUUAAGCUAAACGGGAGCUUCAACUUUUGGAGACACCUAACUUGGUUUGCCCUUCGGUUUUCGGGUAUAUGCCUUUUUUUUUUUCCAGGGAAUCUUUGAUGAGUUCGGGAAUACUAAAGACAUCUUAAUGUAAAAUGCCAAUGUCUUGGAGUCUUCUUGAUGUGUAUAGAAAAUUCGAUUGCUUUUUUAACUGUAAAGUGUAAUUGUAAUUCGAAUUUCAAGUGUGUGAAUGAACAAGGUGUUUUGGUAUGGCUGCAGAAAAAAGGCAAGGCUGGUCUCCAAAGGAGGCCUAAAUUGUCAAUUAAUGAGCAAUAGUUCAAUUGUAAAUUCGGGGUACGUUUUGUUUAUUAUUAGUGUAGUAUUUUUAUUCGUAAUAAUACUAUGGGAAUAUUAAUAAUUAUUACGGGAAUAUAAAUUUUUU
Messenger RNA from Arachis stenosperma, 1687 nucleotides. Its product is annotated as glycosyltransferase BC10. The coding region runs from base 128 to 1126 and encodes 332 amino acids. NCBI's taxonomy places the organism in Eukaryota, Viridiplantae, Streptophyta, Magnoliopsida, Fabales, Fabaceae. The record is from RefSeq and is a predicted model, not a curated record. Gene Ontology annotation, cellular component: membrane. Gene Ontology annotation, molecular function: glycosyltransferase activity. The transcript has 2 exons.